Teleopsis dalmanni is the source of this 8686-nucleotide messenger RNA. RefSeq lists its product as uncharacterized. Bases 559 to 5691 code for a protein of 1710 amino acids. The record is from RefSeq and is a predicted model, not a curated record. The transcript is spliced from 2 exons. Lineage: Eukaryota; Metazoa; Arthropoda; Insecta; Diptera; Diopsidae.
UAGGAAUAGCAGUAUUAGUACUAAUUUUUUGAUCUAAUAAUUUAUAAUUGAUCUAAUAGAUUUUCUGCUGUAACUGCAAACCUUGUAUGUAUCAUGGGUUUUAAAGUUAGUUGUUAUAGAUGUUAAUCUUGCUGCUAUAGUCCCUAAUCCUUUGGUUUUUUUAGCUAAGAUAGUUGAGCUUUUUUUUAGCUCUUUCAACGGUUUUAAUUAUAUGAUUGUUCAAUAUCUUUCUUUCAGAAAUAGCAACGUUUUGGAAAAAUCUAUAAGCUGCUUUAAUUUGAUGCCAAUCUUCACAAGCCUGAUUUAUUAAACGCUCAGCAAAACUAUUAAUUAUUUUUAAAAGUCUCCUACUUAAUCUUAUAUCACCAAAAUUAACAAUUCCAAAUUCAUUUUCUGCCAAUUUGCCAUUUUCAGACUAUAGAUCUAUUUAUAAUAGAAAGUAGAAUUCGUUAAAUAGCAGCUUCUUCUCCAUUUUUAGAUUUAUGCGACAAGACAGAAAAUAUUGAAACAGAUACUUAUUGAAAUACCGUUUUACUCAUAAAAAGAUAGUGAGUCGAUAUGUUAGCAGGGGGUAAAGAGUCCGGUAAAUCACCUAGUAGUGGGAGCAUUCUAAACAAGCCAGAUUUCGUUACUAGAGAUCCUAUUUCCAUUUUUAGUAGGGUAAAAAAUGCAAGUGAUAAAGAGGAAAAAAAGAAGCUUAAUCAACUUUUAGAGAUACUAAGGAUGAAAUUGCCUGAGGGCUUUAAGAUAGGAGCUGCUGUAGGUGAAGAGGAUUGUUUCUUUGAUUCCAUAGCUCAAGGAUUGGACGAGCUAAAAGAUAAAGGUCUGAUUGCAGGUAGUAAAGGAUUUAGUGUAAAGUCUUUGCGGGAAAAUUGUAAGCAAUAUGCACAACAAGUUAAUCAAUCAAAAAAAGGUUCAUGGUUGAGUAGUGCUUUAAAAGGAGAAGGUGAAAAACUUUGUGAAUAUAUUCCGCGUAUUGAAUUUACUGCAGAAGAUAUUGACAAUACAUGCUCUGGUUCAAGAACAAAAAUUCAAAAGUUAGAAAAUGCUAUAUGGGGACGACCUGAAGUUGAAGGAAAAAUGAUAUGCGAAAAGUAUGGCGUGAAAGUUAGGACUAUAGAAUUGAGAGAUAAAGAGAUAGAUGGUUUAGAUGUUAUUAAAAGUAAGGUAGGUACAGGUAACAAUGUUAUUUACAUAGUGAAUUACAAGAACCAUUUUGUACCACUUCUUAGUAAUAUUAAAAAAGAUAUAAAGAGAAGCAUAAAAGUAUCUAGAGAGGAAGCUUACGGUAAUGUAAUAGGUUCAAGUUCAAAAAAUAUUUCUCAAUCUUUCAUUUCUACACCAUUACAACACAUUGAAAACCCCACAUACAGCCAAAGUGAUUGCUCAAGAAGUCCUGGUAAGGAAAAUCAUAAAACGGGUAGGAAACGUGGGCGUUCUGUUACGGAUAAAGAUAAUAAAGCACCAAAAAGGGCGCGCAUGGAUGUAAAUGUUGUUAGUAAUGAAGAUUUAGAAUCUUGUAGUGAUUUACAGGAUAGACCCGAACAGGAUGAACUGCUUAAUGCUAAACGACACAUUCCUCAUCAUUUGAUUGAACUUAUGUAUCAGUUAGACUUAUCAGUGUUGUGCUUACUUAGAAAGUCUACAUAUGAACAUAAAUAUCCUUUAUUGUCAGUAGCGUUUGGAGAUGAUGAAAUUGACAAAUUUAGUAAUAUUGUUCUGCGCUAUAAGGAGAAGUCUAUUCAUAUACAAGUUCAAAAUCUGGAUAAUUAUAUAGAUAGUAAUAUCAGUUAUACUAGGUUAUUUAACAAAGAAAGACGAAGUGCUUCUAUUAAUAGUUACUUUGAUAGUUUUGUUAAACAUCUAAUCUCUAAGUCAGAUAGUUUAUAUAAUGUGAAAUAUCUUAUUGUCUAUACUAAUUCAGGCUUGGAUCUUACAGAAGAAAAGGAAUUAAAACAAGGACGAUCCAAAAACUAUUAUCCUUUUAAAUUUUGUAGCAUAAAUGUAGAGGAAAAUGACAUUCUAAAAAACUUUUUAUUUACAAGUAAUGACAUACAAGGGCAUGGUUUUUAUCAGUUCUCACAAGAUAAAACCACGAGAGAAGAACUCUUAAAGCGAUUAGAAUUCUCGCCUGCCGUGCAGAGAGUAAUAAAAAAAAGAGAGUUUUCUCAGGGAUUUGAAAAAGAAAUAAAAGAAGCAUUUCUAGAUAAAUUAGUAUUUGCAGUUAAUCAACCUAAUAGAGAAGAGUUGAACAAUAUUAUUAGAAGUGAAAUGAAAAGAAAUAAUGAAGUUCAUGACAAUUAUAUUACACUACAAGAAACAAUAUUAAGUAAUUUAGAAGAGCAUAAAAAACUUGGAAACUAUAUAUCUGGAAUUAUAUAUGAAUUUAAUUUAUUAAUGCUCUUUUUGCAUGACAUGUUCUUGAAUAAAAAUAUAUUUUCCAUAAAUUUUGAAGGAGAAAACCUUGACACACCUAAUAAUAUUACUAUCAAUUAUAAAGGUAGGCCUACUUACUUGGAGGCACACAAUGCAGAUAGUAACAUUGAUUAUAGUCAGUUAUUUCCGUCCAAACAACAGAAUAAUACGUUUUCUCUUGAUAGGCUUUUUACACUUUUUGUUGAAAACUUAGGAGAAAGUAUAGAAUAUUUUAUUAUCUAUACUAAUGCAGUUCUAGAUCUUACGGAAGAAAUGGAAUUAAAACCGGGGCAAUCUAAAGAUUUUUAUCCUUUAAAAUUUGAUAUUAUGAAUAUGCGAAAGAAGAAGUUUAAAAUUUUAAAGGAUUACUCAUGUAUAGGUGGGAAUGAUCUUUAUCAAUUUUCGCAAGAGGAAAAAACAAGAAAAAAGCUUUUAGGUCUAUUAAAGCUUCCACCUUCUUUACAGAAUGUGAAUGAAAAAGAAACAAAAGAGAAAUUUUUAGAUACAUUAGUAUUUGUGGUCAACCAGUCUAAUAGGGAAGAGUUGAAUAGUGUUAUUAGAGAUAAGAUAAAUAAUCAGUCUAAUAUUCCAUAUAAUUGCGACGAGUUACAUGAAAUAGCAUUACGUUGGUUAGAAUCUCAUGAGUUUGGUCCUGUCAGAAAAGAAAUAAUAGAAAAGCUUUUAGAAGAUAUCAAAAAUAAAAGGUCUAGUUAUCAGGAGAUUCAAAAUAAAGACAUUAAUGAGGAAUUUAAAUUUGCUAAAAGUGUGGUUGGCAGAGAAGGAACGUCUGUGUUUUAUCAGUUUUUAGGUUUUUUAGUGAAAGGAGAAGGAAAAAAGUGUCUAGAAGUUCUUAAAAGAGAAGGAAUAAAUCUAUCUACUGUAUCCAGUAUUUUGCAUGGAGCAGGAGAUAGUGCUGUAAAAGCUUUUAGAGACUUAUAUGACUUUUGGUUUGAUGGAAAAGGAAAUAAAACGCAACACUUGACAACUCUAGAAGAAGGAAUAAAUCUAUCUAAUAUAUCAAGCAUUUUGCAUGGUGCAAGAGCUAAUGCUGCAAAAGCUUUUAAAGACUUGUAUGAUCUUUGGUUUGAUUCGAACGGAAAAAAAACAAAAUAUUUAAUAAAACUAGAAGAAAAUGGAGUAGACCUAGUUCGUGUGUCCAGUAUUUUAAGUGGAGCAGGAACUAGUGCUGCAAAAGCUUUUAAAGAUUUGUACAACCUUUGGUUUGAUAAAAAAGGAAAUAGAACACAAUAUUUGAAAAUUCUAGAGGAAGAAGGAAUAAAUCUAUCUAAUAUAUCCAGUAUUCUAGGUGGAGCAGGAACUAAUGCUUCUAAAGCUUUUAAAGACUUAUAUGAUCUUUGGUUUGAUGAGCAAGGAAACAAAAAACAACAUUUAAAAACUCUAGAGCAAGAAGGAAUAAAUCUAUCUAAUAUGUCUAGUAUCUUGCAUCGAGCAGGAGCUAAAGCUGCAAAAGCUUUUAAAGACUUAUAUGGGCUUUGGUUUGAUGAGCAAGGAAAUAAAAAACAAUAUUUAAAAACUCUAGAGAAAGAAGGAAUAAAUCUAUCUAAUGUGUCCAAUAUACUAGGUGGAUCAGGAGCUAAUGCUGCAAAAGCUUUUAAAGACUUAUAUGAUCUUUGGUUUGAUAAGCAAGGAAAUAAAAAACAAUGUUUAGAAGCUCUAAAAGAAAACGGCAUAAAUCUAUCUAAUAUGUCCAGUAUUUUAAGUGGAGCAGGAUCUAGUGCUGCAAGAGCUUUUAAAGACUUAUAUGACUUUUUCUUUGAUAAGCAAGGGAAUAAAAAACAGUGUUUAAAUGCUUUAGAAAAAAGGGGAAUGAAUCUAUCUAAUAUGUCCAGUAUUUUAAGUGGGGCAGGAUCUAGUGCUGCAAAAGCUUUUAAAGAUUUAUAUGACUUUUGGUUUGACAAGCAAGGAAAUAAAACGCAAUAUUUAAAAACUCUAGAGGAAAAAGGAAUAAAUCUAUUUACUGUAUCUAGUAUUUUACAUGGAGCAGGUACUAGUGCUGCAAAAGCUUUUAAAGAUUUAUACAACCUUUGGUUUGAUAAAAAAGGAAAUAAAACACAAUAUUUGAAAACUCUAGAGAAAGAAGGAAUAAAUCUAUCUAAUAUAAACAGUAUUCUAGGUGGAGCAGGAAGUAAUGCUCCUAAAGCUUUUAAAGAUUUAUGUGAUCUUUGGUUUGAUGAGGAAGGAAAUGAAAAGCAGUAUUUAAAGCAUUUUAUUGAGAAAAGAGAUGAGGAAAAAACAUUUACGAUGUAUAAUUUAUCUAGUAUUUUAGGUGGAGCAGGAGCUAGUGCUAAGUAUGCUUUUGAAAAAUUUCAUAGUGUUUGUUUUGAUAAGGAAGGAAAAAGAACACAACUUUUAGAUGAUUUCUAUGAGGCAGGUUUUGAGCCAAGUAAUAUAUCCUGUAUGCUAUGUAAAGCAGCAGUUCAUACUUCUUCCAUCUUUAAAAGGUUGCAUAGCGUUUGUUUUAAUAACGACGGAAACAGAACAAAACUUUUAGAUGACUUCUAUAAGGCAGGUUUUAGGCCAUGUGAUUUAUGCAGUAUAUUAAGUGGAGCAGCGGAUUGUAUAGAAAAAUUUCACGAUUUUUGUUUUGUAGGAGAAACAAAAAAAUAUUUAAACCAUUUCUUGAAUGACAAAAAAGGUUUUACGCUGAUCAAUUUAUGUAAUAUAAUGCAUGGAGUAAGAGCUAAUAUUUGUUCUGCUUUAAAAGAUUUUCAUGAUGUUUGUUUUGAUGAGGUAGGAAACAAAACGCAGCUUUUAGCUGAUUUCCGUAAGGUGGGUUUUAAGUAUAGUUAUUUAUCCAAUAUAUUGUCCAUGUCAGGAAAUAAUGCCACUUCUAUUCUAAAAAGUUUUCAUAAAGUCUAUUUUUAUAAAGAAAAUCAUUUAAAUCACUUCUUAGCCGAGAAAGAACUUUUUACGCCAAAGGGUUUAUCCAAGAUAUUACAUGGAAUAGGACUUAAUAUUUGCCCUACCCUUGAAAAAUUGUAUGAUCUUUGUUUUAAUAAGGCAGGCAACAAAACAGAGUAUUUAAGCAAUCUUAUCAAAAAUAAUCAGCAUGAGAUGUUUAAUAUAUUAUAUAAAAAGGUCAGAAAAGCUUCUUUUGCUUUCUUAGAUGAACAGAGUAUUAGUGAAGACGACGAAAUAACUAAUGUAGGCCUUGAGUCAAGUAACUCAUCUGGUAGAACGGAGCAAGGACUGAAUUUAGGUAAUGCACAACAAAAUGAUCAUAAAGUUAAGAGAAAAACCAGAAAGCAGCUAUAAGAAUCAUGUCAGACAAUUUCUUCUUAAAGUUGUUUUGUUUCAGCUGGAGGAAGACCAGUAAAUUCAGCUACCAUGUCGACAGAUUUUAGCCUAUUGUUCAUCCUCUGCAAUAACCUAAUUUCACAAUUUUUAAGUUUGAUUUGGAUGCCUCUUUCUUUCCCAACCUUAAUACCCUCAUCAAAUUUUUUAGCGAAAGCAGCUACCUCAUCCAUUGAACAUUUUUUUUCUUUGCUCAUAUGCUAGUAAUUCUUCUUGUGACCAAUUAAACUUAUUCAUCUCUUCAAAUGUUCGUUUUAUUAUUACGUCACUGCUAACUAUUUCAUCUAAGUUCUCUUCUCUUGUUUCCGCUGCAUAUCGAAAAAAAUAAAACCAUUUUUCUACUACAUUUUCUAGUUGGUCUUCUUUCGUCUUCGUAAAUUUUGGUAGUUCUAUGAAUACGAAAUAAAAGCUCUUUAAGUCGUGCUUUAAGUCAAAGCCAUUCUUAUUCAAGAUAACAUGAUUUGAUUUGAGUCUUAUCUGGAAAAAUAAUGCAAUUAGCAACAAUUAUAAAUAUUACUUCCUUGAGGUUAUGAUAAUCUUCCCCUUGAUCUGCUUGACUUGAGUAAUAUUAUCAGCAUAAUAUUAGGCACGUUUUUCGAAGCCUUUAGUUUUAGUGAACUGCAUCUCUAUAAUGUAUCUGGACCCUUAAGAACAUCGAUAAUACUCUGCUUUUUAGCGGUAAUCUGAGAAUAGUAGCUAAUAAUUUAGUAAGCCUAAAUAUCGUUCAAGAAAUGAAUGAGAAUAUCUUUAUUCUUCUCUGAGUCAAAUAUUCUUUUAAAUACAUAAUCAUUGCGCGCAUCAAGAAAUUUUGAUAAAGCCAUAGGAGAUCCACUUAAACGGCAUUAAUAAUUAUACACAAUUCAGAAAAAAAGGGAAGAUUCAAGGGAAGAUAUAGACCAGCUAAAGAAGUUGCAUUUAUAGCAAUAAUGAAAAAUGGUCAUAUAGGAAUAUUUAGAAGAAUGUAUAUGACACCGUUACCAAUAUAUAAAAUUAUAAUAAACAUGCAAGUUCGGGAAAUAAUGAAAGAGUUGGUUGAUAAUGAAGUGAAAAGAGUAUUUGAGAAAUAUUUUUACCAACAGUUAGAAUAUAUAAAUUAAUGUUUUGGAGAGAUCUACAUCAGAAGAUUUGUACAAUGCUAAAGGAAGAAAUACCAGAGACAUAGAAGUGUAUUCAACAAUAAUUAAAGAAUUAUUACCGCCAGCGUUUUGUGUAGAGCUUGUGAGUUUAGAACCGGAAAAGAUUCUGGAGCAGAGAAAUUGAGGCGAGAGUGGUAGUUGAUAGUACAGUAGAGAAUGCUUCGAUAAUUGUGAGGUCAUUAGCAGCAGAUGCAGCAAGUGUAGUAAAUAAUAAUAUUUGGAACGUGAAAAAUGUUUCACCAGGAAAAUUUAUAUCAGCGAAGGAGAUGAUUUCAAGCCAGAAUUAGAUGCAUGUUUAGUGUGAAUGGUAGAAUGGGUGCAUGAAGACCAUGUAGACAAGUCAAUAUUUUCAGGCGGAGUUACGCUGCAUACUAUCGAGAAAGGAAAAGUGUGUGUUAGACCAUAAUUUUGAGAUUGCUGAGUUAAAUAGAAGGGUAGUGAACGUUAUUCGUAUAGGUCUAGUUAAAGAAGUAGACUAUUAAAAAGCAAGAGUGCGGGUCAAAAUAGGAAAAGAGCAGGAUUGGCUUCCAUGGGUAUAAAAAGGAAAUAAGUAGUGUAGUAUUUAAAGAUGGGACAAAGUUCUCAUAUAACUAAGAAAAGCACCAUCUUAAGAUAGAUGUAGAAGAUAAAAUGACGUUGAAAGUAGGAGAAUCAAACAAAGAGAUGACAAAAAAGGAAUAAAAUUCAAAGCAAAAAGAAUAGAUUUAAACUAAAAUAUGGGUAAAACAAUCGUUUGUAUAGGGGAUUAUUGCGACGAAUACCGGCACAUGUUUGUAUGAGUGGAAGUAGUGAUGUAUUUAAGAAAAGGUAAUCUGUGUGUCGGAAAGGAAAUAUCUUAACUCUGAGAGAGAAGCUAAUAUAAGGUGUACCAAGGACUGAAGAUAUGAUUUUGUCUGGCUCUAAAGUGAUAAGUGGAGGUAAAAAUGUAUUUGCGAGCUACAAAUGUGUGGGAUGAGGAAAAGAGCUGAAAGAAAUAGAACAUUUAAAGCAAUCAAUUAUUGAUAUAUUAACCACUCCUAUUAAUAGCAGAAUAAUGCGGAGAAAUUAUGCGUCGAGGUUGUUCGAAUUAGUUGACAAGCCAAUCAAUGAAGAUAUUACUCUGAAAAUUUAUGCAGCAGUAGCUGCAAACUCGAAUAGAUAAAAAUCACAGAGGAAAAAAUAUUCAUUUUAAAGAAAUUGCAGUAUAAAGAUGUAGCAGCCAGAUAUUACCGAACCAUUAAACUUCGAAGAAAUUUUGUCUCGGAUGAAAGAAGAAUUAAAAAGUCAAGAUAAAUAUUUUACGGCACUAAUUGAAAGUGACCCAGUAAUGAAGAUUUUAGAAGUAUCAGCAUGGCGAGAACUUUUGCUUAGAGAAAGAAUAAAUAAAGCAGUAAAAAGUAAUGUACUGAAGUUUGCAAUGGGAGAAGAUCUCGAUAAUUUAGCUAAUUUAGAGUUUUAUGGAAUGGAGAGGCAGAAAGAUGAUGAUGAUGAACGUUUCAAAAAAAGAAUUAAAGCAAAAAUAUUUGGCUGGAGCAUAAAAAGAAAUUAUCUGUAUUAUUCAUUAUCAGCUGAUACGACAGUUAAAGAUGCAUUAUUAGAAUCAUCUCAUCUCCACACUUCCAGAAGAAUUAUUAAAAAUUGUCAGAAAUCAGCAAAGCAGGGAAGAUGUAAGGAUUUUUACAGAUACUAUAAAAAUGCAUUAAAAGACCAGCUAUUAUUGAAACGGAGAAUAUGGAUUGGAGGACAUUAUACGCUGAGUAAAAGACAAAGUCAAGACAAUAAAAGAAAGAAUAAAAUUUCAGCGUUUUAGAGGAAUACCAGAAUCACUUAAAAAGGCAUUA